Molecule: messenger RNA, 2302 nt
Organism: Mytilus trossulus (common blue mussel)
Lineage: Eukaryota; Metazoa; Mollusca; Bivalvia; Mytilida; Mytilidae
Product: QRFP-like peptide receptor
Exons: 2
Coding region: 591-2153 (520 amino acids)
Biological process (GO): G protein-coupled receptor signaling pathway
Cellular component (GO): plasma membrane
Molecular function (GO): G protein-coupled receptor activity
Source: RefSeq, a predicted model, not a curated record
CCAAGAUUGUAUGAUACCGUGUUGGGUAAUAAUAUCUUACAAUUGAAUAAAAAGAAAUAUUUAAAGAGUACACAUGAAUGAACAAACUAUGUUACUAAUCGUUAAAAAUUACAUGUUAAAAUGGUAGAAGAAAAUAAUGGACAGCCUUUAGUUAUCAGUUGAGCGUUUCUUUCAAAAGUGACUAAAUUGUCCGUAGAUUAACAACUUUUGACACUUGUUGACAUAUUCAUUGUUGAAAUGUGUGAAAAGGAGAAAAUUUUGGAAGAUUAAUAGGAAGUUUACACAAACAUUUUCUUAUCGCAGUUUUCUGUAGAUAGUAAGUAAGGCAUAUGAAGAAUCAUGUUUCUUUCUUGAUGAGUUUUAAAGAUACAAAAUGGAACGUAUACAUGUAUGGAGAUAAAACUUAAUAUCUUAGAGAAUAAUUAUUAUUCAACAAGGAAAAUAUUAUAGGAAAGUGAAAAAAAAACUGUACAAAAUGGCGGAAAAAAGUCAGAUAUAAAAAUUAGGGAACAGUUGAGUUAAAAGAAGAGGAGAAACACGACAAUAAUAAUAGCUGUUAACAAGAUUGUACUCUCUAGAUUGAAAUCUAUAUGGCAUUUGAUGCACAGGCAAAUCUUAAUUCAUUCAAACACUCUAAUAGUUACGAAGUAACAACUUAUCAAUUCAACUUGACAGGUAAUUCAAGUGAUCCAGAUCCAUCAAGUGCCGAAGCAGAAGCUAUAAAAGAGGCAGCAAAAUGGUUAUGGAUAAUUGUUUCCCCGAUUCUACUCGUGUUCGGGUUGAUUGGAAAUACAGGAAUAUUGUUAGUACUGUGGAAAAUGAAAGUUUGCAAGAAUUUAACUUAUAUAUUUCUAUUCAUUUUAGCCACAAUCAAUACAGUUGUUCUCAUUGUUGGUCUGACAAGAUAUUGGAUAUUGGCAACUUUUGACUUUGAUAUUCGGGAUAUAAGCACGCCUGGAUGUUUGUCACAAUUAUUCUUGAUCUAUUUUUCUAUGCAUAUGUCUUCUUGGACUCUUGUAUGCAUAACAACAAUACGAUUCCUGAAAACAAAAUUCCCUUUCCGCUACCGAGCCAAAUAUUUUUCAAGAGCCUUAAAAACUCUGUACAGUUUAACUUUUGCGAUAUGUUUUGCACUUGAUCUACAAUUUUUUUUUACCAAUGGUCUUGUUAUGAUAAACCACGAAUAUGAAUGCAACAAUACGUCAAUCGAAUAUUUUACAUUUGAGGAAAAAGUUUUUGUUUUAAUUGACUUAGCCAUGGUUUCGGUAAUACCAUUCCUUAUAAUGUUCGUGAUGAACUUAUUCAUUGGAAAAAGAGUUAUAAAAUCCAUGGCUUUCCGUAGAUUGUCAAUUUUCAACAACCAAAGUAGACGUCGUUUAAACCGUAAGAGUAAAAGAAUAACGCAAAUGUUAUUUUUUACUAGCCUGUAUUUUUUAAUUACAACAUUACCAGUCUCCAUUUUGUUCGUUGUAGACUCAUAUCUUCCUGACAAGAAGUCUGUUAAAAUGCAAGCAAAUUUAGAACUUGCAAAAGCAGUGCUCUAUUUAUUCCAGUUUUCGUUUUAUGCUGUAGGCUUUUACAUAUAUAUGGAGAUCAGUGAUAACUUCAGAAAGAAUUUGCCAUGCUGUAAUACCAAAAAUAUUUUUGAAAAUCGGAAUUCUAUGUCACGAGGGAUCUCCUCUUUUUCAACAGCUAGUCACUAUUUGAGUUCCGAUGAAUCUAGAAUUGACAUGAACAGUGUUCCAAAAGAUGGAAGGGAAACUGACAUCAAUUCCAAUUCUAAUACCGUUGUUCCUAAUCAUCAGUUUUCAGAACUUUCUGCUAAUGAUAGAAUUGAAACGGACAUUAAUUCUAAUUCAAAUAAUGUUGUGCCUAAUUAUCAGUUUUCAGAACUUUACGCUACGUGCCAAUCACUCCCGGAUCUCCAAAAUCGACAAUUUUCCUUAUCUGCAACGUGCCAAUCUAUCACUGAAUUACCGAAUGGGAGUUCUUUGGAACCACCAAAUUCGAUUCAUUCAAUGAAUCAUUCGGACAUAGAGAAUACUAGAAGUGGAAAUAACACUCGAACAAAUCGAGUAUCAUUUGACUUUUCUAGUACUAGUAUCUGCCAUACUAUUCGGGAAUUGGAACCUUUAGAUGAAACUUGGCUUUGAAGAUGAUUCCGUCAUUGUAUACUUUAAUGUCGUUGAAUUGAAAUUGAAGGAUUAUCGUGCAUAAUUAAGAGUGUCCGUAUACAAACUAUUUGCUAUAUAUGUUUUCUGUUACUAGUCAGGAAAUAAAAAAGAUUGACUGUUUCCUUUAA